AAAGUUUAAACCACCAGCAGGCAAGGCAGCAGCAGAGCUGUGGGCUGAGCUGAGGAAGAAAGCUGCUUGUCCUGUCAGUGUGAAAGCAAAAUACCGACCAAACCUCAAUCAAUCAGCCUCGGAAUCCGGAAAGCGAAAGCAAUUUGCUUGGUCGAUCUGUUGUCAAAUUAGGGUUUCUGUCUCGCUUCUGUAUAGAAGAAGGUAGUCGUGGUGGUGAAGUGAUCUCGCUGCGAGAUGGGAGUGAUUUCAGUGAACUCCCUUCCCCUAGGGUUCCGGUUCCGUCCCACCGAUGAGGAGCUGAUAAGCCACUACCUGAGGCUGAAGAUAAACGGGCGCCACUCCGAGGUCGAGGUGGUCCCGGAGAUUGACGUCUGCAAGUUCGAGCCCUGGGAUUUGCCCGGGCUGUCAGUGAUAAAGACGGAUGAUCCUGAGUGGUUCUUCUUCUGCCCACGGGACCGGAAGUACCCAAAUGGUCACAGAUCGAACCGGGCAACGGAUGCUGGUUACUGGAAGGCCACUGGGAAGGAUCGGACCAUCAAGUCCCGCAAGUCGGGCUCGAAUACCACCCUGAUUGGGAUGAAGAAGACCUUGGUUUUCUACAGGGGGCGUGCUCCUAAAGGUGAGCGGACGCACUGGAUCAUGCACGAAUAUCGUGCUACGGAGAAGGACCUUGAUGGCACUGGUCCUGGCCAGGGUGCUUAUGUUCUCUGCCGCCUGUUCAGAAAGUCAGAGGAGAAGCCCGAAGCCCUGAAAUAUGGAGAUGUCCAACCGAAUGGUUUUUCGCCAAUAGCCAAGUCCUCUCCUGAGCAGACCUCCUCGGAUCUUGUACAAGGAACACCAGCAUCAGACGCCGGAGUGAAUAGGCAAUCAGAAGGUAUUAAGCGGUGGCUAACUGAUAAGCUGGACGAUAUGACAGAGGGAACAACCUUCAAGGGGCAUCCACUCCUAGGAGACGAUCCAAAUUCGUCUAAUGUUCCAUAUGAUCAAGUGGAUUGCAAAAUUUUCUCUCCUGAUCAAUCUCACCAUCAAGAAGAGCUGGUGCCUUAUGUGGGUUCACCUUUCGCCAAUGACUUUGGCAAUGAUCAUGAUGGGCUACUUUUCCAGGAUGGGACUAGUGAGCAGGACAUCUCUCUUACUGAAUUGUUAGAUGAGGUCUUCAACAACCAUGAUGACUCCUGCGAGGAAUCGACUAGUCAGAAGAACUCUGUGGUUGGAGGUGAGAUCCAUGUCAAUCUUGCAGGGCCCUCAUUUUUUAAAGACAGUGGACUCUUCAGUGAUACUGACACUCAGAUGGCCCAAAUUCAGCACAAUGCAAACUUGGGAGUCUUUCCGCAGCUUAAUCAGAAUUUUGUACGAGGGGAACACAAUUAUUUUGGGGCUCUACAAGAUGUCUUCUUUGGUGGUUCGGCUUCAGGUCUAUUUAAUCAUGAGAUCAGCAAUGUCGAAGAAUCAACUGGUCAAUCUCUCAACAAUUUUGCUGGUGGAGCUGGAAUCAAGAUUAGGACACGUCAACGUGAACUGCCUCCGAACAUGCAUUCUCCCAUUUCCCAGGGCACUGCCUGGAGGAGACUCUGUUUACAAAUGGAGCAUGAGGAAGUGCAGUCGGCUGCUACUGAGGAGGUUGGAGAUACUGCAGAGAACACCUGCCCUUCGAGUGUUGCAGCAUCUAAUAUUUCUGAAGGAUCGAUAAAUGAAAAGAAUCCUGAUAAUCAUAAUGGAACGGGUAUCAAGAUCAAGAGCCGCCAGCCUCGACAGCAGCAGAAAUCAGAAAAUGUGGCUGCCCAGGGAACUGCUGCGAGAAGAAUUCACCUACAAGUAAAUCUGAAACCUGGUUCAGUACAUGAUGACGAAGAAGUCACAUCUGCUCUCACCGAGGAUAAUAAAGGAGAGCCGGAGCAUCUUCCUGCCACUGAUGAGCCAAAGAUGGAGAACACAAAGCUUGAUAAUGGGGAAGAUAUUGCUAAAGAGCGCUCCGCAAAUCUGAGAUUGAGGUCAAUACAAGGCGGCAAAUCAUCAGGUGUUCAAACAGGAAGUUGCUCCGACAAGAGUUUGGCUCUCCGAGGUUCUAGUCCCAUGUCUCACUAUUUGAGAGGCGCCUCUGUGAUUAUUAUGGUCCUAGUAGUCGCUCUCCCUGUAGGGAUGCUGCUGUGCCUCAGAUCGUGAUUACCCUUGGGUCACAUCUUUCUAAGUUCGUCAUGGCAGCUCGUGUGUGCAUAUUACUUGUUUAUGGGUAGAUUGAUGAGGCAGGCACCGUCUACUUCUUCACUUGCAUGCCCCUUCUGUCUUGGGUUAGCCGAUCAACUGAGAACUUCCUGGUAGAUAGUGUUGUUUGGUAGUGGCAUUAGAUGGUCUUAAGGGUUAGUUUAUGUAUCUGAGACGAGCUCAGCGUUAUGUAUCGGGGCUCGACUUCUCUGCAGUAGCUUGUGGAGACCAGUGUCCACCCUUUGAUGCUGAAUGUAGAGUUAGCUUCUUAUUGCAAGUGUAUUCGCAUUGUCGAUUGACGGAGACGUGCCUGUGUGUAAAUGAUUCCGAGUUAAGGUUUUGCAUAUCCUUA
Punica granatum (pomegranate) is the source of this 2554-nucleotide messenger RNA. The record is from RefSeq and is a predicted model, not a curated record. Lineage: Eukaryota; Viridiplantae; Streptophyta; Magnoliopsida; Myrtales; Lythraceae.